AUGGCGACCUCAAUUAUCAACCCCCAAUUGCGACUGCUCAAUGCUCUCCGAGCCAACGCGAAGCCGAUCAUGACCUUCUUAGGGCUUCCGUCCUUCCGCACCGCCCAGAUGGUCGCCCAGACCGGGCUGGAUGGCAUCAUCAUCGACUGCGAACAUGGCCAUAUAAGCGACGACUCCAUGCACAGCGCCACCGCUGCCAUCGCUUCCUUGGGGGUGUCGCCGCUGGUUCGGCUGCGCAUGACGCACUCCGACUUGAUCAAGAGAGCUCUGGAUGCGGGUGCACACGGCAUCGUCGUUCCGCAAAUUAAUACCGCUGAAGAAGCCCGAGCCGUCGUCUCCUAUGCCAAGUUCCCUCCACAGGGCCUUCGAGGGCAGGGUUCGGCGUUCCCAGCCCUUACUCACGGGACCGACAUCCCGACGUAUAUCAAAACAGCGAACGAUACCCUUCUUACAUGUAUUCAGAUCGAGUCGAAGUUAGGGGUCGAGAAUGUCGAUGCCAUUUGUGCUGUUCCUGGUGUUGAUAUGAUUUUCAUCGGGCCGAACGAUCUGGCAUUGUCGCUUCUGGGCUAUGUACCUGCCAAAGCGGACGAGCCUGAGUUUGUGGAUGCCAUUGAUAAAAUCGUGGGUGCCGCGAAGAGACAUGGCAAGUGGGUCGGUCGCUUGUCCAACAAUGGGGCUCUGUGUAAGGAGCAUUUGAAGGUCUUUGAUACGGUGGCUUUGAGUUAUGAUAUUCGGGCCAUGCAGAAUUGGUAUACCCGCGAAUUGGGGGUUGCACGUUCGUGA
This is a messenger RNA of Aspergillus ibericus CBS 121593, 783 nucleotides long. Its product is annotated as HpcH/HpaI aldolase family protein. Gene Ontology annotation, molecular function: aldehyde-lyase activity. The record is from RefSeq and is a predicted model, not a curated record. Lineage: Eukaryota; Fungi; Ascomycota; Eurotiomycetes; Eurotiales; Aspergillaceae. Gene Ontology annotation, cellular component: cytoplasm. The transcript is spliced from 4 exons. Bases 1 to 783 code for a protein of 260 amino acids.